AUGCAAGGGAAAGUUAUAAAUAAAAAACAACAGCCACUUAGUGAAUUAUCAUUGAGAGAUUCCGAUCGUAUCAAUAUUAAACAUCCACAACAACAACAACAACAACAACAACAUUCAAAUUAUCUCACUAUGAUGUCUCCAAAGGGUUAUGGCAAUGACGACUCCUCAUCUUCUUUGAAGAACAGUCCUCGGAAUCAGAACGAUAAUACAAGGACUCCUCGUCAUUCACAAAACAAUACCAGCAAUAAUAACAACAACAACGAUAUGGAUUAUCCAAUGACUCCCUCACCUCCAAAUAAAGUUAGAAGAUCGUCAGCUUCAAUGAGUUUCUUAGCGACCCCUAAAUUCAAUUCAUUAAAUAAUUUGUCGGAACAACAACAGGUACUAUCUCAUAAGAAAUUAAGAUCACAUAAUUCUAGUGAUAAUGAAGAAGAAGAAGAAGAACAACAACAACAUGAAGCAGCCAUACCUUUCUCACCUACAUCUAGAAGUACACGUCUAUUACCACCAACUACUCCAAAAUCAAGAAAUAUAGAAACUUUCUUAUCUCCUUCUCCUCAUAUCACUUCACCAAGUAUCUAUAAGGAAUCAAAUAAACCAAUAAGAGAAAUAUCUAAUAAUUUAAAGACAAGAUUAAAUUAUGCUUUUGUAAAAUUACAAAACGGCUGGGUGGAUCGUACUUUACCAGAAUUAGAAAAUGAAUUAGAUAGACAACAAACUUUAAUUCAACAAAGACAACAUUUACAAAAUUCUCAUUUUAGUCCACAAAGAUCAGUUCAUCUUUCUCCUGCUCAUUCCAUUUCAAGUUCAUACACAAAUAAGUUUGCUUAUGGUAAUGGAAUCAAUAUGGAUGAAGACACUGAUAACUUACAGGAUGAAGAAAGAUCAGAUAGCACAAAUUCUGCUCGUUUAGCAUUUAUGAAAGCACUGUCAUCACCUGCAAGAGGUCAAGUACAAUCACACCAUGGUUUACCAUCUUCUUCUUCAACUUUGAGCGACUCAAGUAGGAUAUUAAAAUCAGGAAAUAUGACAUCACAAAAGAAUAAUAUAGACAACAACUCAUCUUCAUCACCUUUAAAAUGGUCUCAGGAUUCUCGAAAACCUUCAAAUCAAGUUAAAGAACCCUUUAAAGAAAUUUCAAAGGAGACUGAAGAUAACUCUAAAAUCCAACCAAAGAAAAAAGAAGGUGCAACUGAAGUAGCCGCUAUAGAAACAUUAAUGUCAUUAUCUUCACCAAAGAAAUCCAAACCUACUGUAUCAUUCAACGAUAACAGUACACAAGAUACAGAAAAUGAUACAGAAGUAGAUGACUCUGAUAAUAGUAUAUCAAAUUAG
This is a messenger RNA of Maudiozyma barnettii, 1335 nucleotides long. RefSeq names its product transcriptional repressor WHI5 (gene WHI5). Gene Ontology annotation, cellular component: cytoplasm; SBF transcription complex. Lineage: Eukaryota; Fungi; Ascomycota; Saccharomycetes; Saccharomycetales; Saccharomycetaceae. The coding region runs from base 1 to 1335 and encodes 444 amino acids. The transcript has a single exon. Gene Ontology annotation, molecular function: transcription coregulator activity. The record is from RefSeq and is a predicted model, not a curated record.